GUAUCCUCCCCGCAGGUGAAGGAGGCCAUUCUAAACGAUGAGAACUACUGUCCCCCGGAGACGGCCGUGCUGCUGGCCUCCUACGCUGUCCAGGCCAAGUAUGGAGAUUACAGCAAAGACGUUCACAAGCCGGGCUACCUGGCCUCCGACCGGCUACUGCCACAACGAGUUCUGGAGCAACACAAGCUGACAAAGGAACAGUGGGAGGACAGAAUACAGACCUGGCACGAGGAACACAGGAGCAUGCUCAGGGAGGACGCCAUGAUGGAGUAUCUGAAGAUCGCUCAGGACCUGGAGAUGUACGGCGUCAACUACUUUGAGAUAAAAAACAAGAAGGGUACGGAGCUGUGGCUCGGGGUCGACGCGCUCGGGCUCAACAUCUAUGAGCAUGAGGACAAGUUGUCGCCAAAGAUCGGUUUCCCCUGGAGUGAGAUCCGAAACAUCUCCUUCAACGACAAGAAGUUUGUCAUUAAGCCCAUCGACAAGAAAGCUCCAGACUUUGUGUUUUACGCUCCUCGGUUGCGCAUCAACAAGCGCAUCCUGGCGUUAUGUAUGGGAAACCAUGAGCUGUACAUGAGGAGGAGGAAGCCCGACACCAUCGAGGUGCAGCAGAUGAAGGCUCAGGCCCGAGAGGAAAAACACCACAAACAGAUGGAGAGAGCGCAGCUGGAGAACGAGAAGAAGAAGCGAGAGCACGCGGAGAAGGAAAAGGAGCGAAUAGAGAGAGAGAAGGAGGAGCUGAUCCAGAGGCUGAGGCAGAUCGAGGAGCAGACUCAGAGAGCUCAGAAAGAGCUGGAGGAUCAGACUCGCAGAGCGCUGGAGUUGGAGCAGGAGAGGAAGCGAGCGAAGGAGGAGGCCGAGCGUUUGGAGAAAGAGAGGCAGGCGGCGGAGGAGGCCAAGGCGUCGUUGGCUCAGCAGGCGGCCGACCAGAUGAAGAACCACGAACAGCUGGCUGCUGAAUUAGCGGAGUUCACUGCUAAAAUCGCUCUGCUGGAGGAGGCCAAGAGGAAAAAAGAAGAGGAAGCAACAGAGUGGCAACACAAAGCUCUUUCAGCACAAGAUGACCUGGAAAAGACCCGGGAGGAGCUGAAGUCGGCCAUGACGUCUCCACCGGCGCCGGAGGACGACGAGCACGACGAAACCAACGCCGAGGCGAGCGCCGAGCUGCUCAGCGACGGCGUCACCAGCCACCGCAGCGAGGAGGAGCGCAUCACUGAGGCGCAGAAGAAUGAACGUGUCAAGAAACAGCUUCAGGCUCUGAGUUCCGAGUUGGCCGAGGCCCGUGACGACACAAAGAAAACUCAGAACGACAUGCUGCACGCCGAGAACGUCAGGGCGGGAAGAGACAAGUACAAAACGCUGCGUCAGAUCCGCCAGGGUAACACCAAGCAGCGCAUCGACGAGUUUGAGUCCAUGUGAGGGGGGAGGGUGGACACAACGGCGUCAACGCAUCACUUCCCUCGUGAAGCCCGACACCUGCAGGAGCUCCUGCUGUGGUCCUGUCAGGAGAAGGAACAACCAGCUGACGGGCUUUGUAGCUUCAGCCUCGCCAAAGCUCUGCCGAGCAGCGGUUAGCCAAUCACACAGCGACCUGCUUUUUAGAGCGCCGCCCCCCCCCCCUGCCCUGACCCCAACGAAGCACGUCUUUUAAUCGGUUGGAAAUAUAGCAAGCGACGUAUUCUGUCAACCACGGACUCCUCCCUUUUACAAUACUGACAAUAUUAAUGCUUGCAUGUCCGAUAAAUAAACAGCAACAGGAGCGUUAGAGAAAAUGCGACCGCACAGAAUUGGCUGAAUUUUACCCAACAAAAAAGAAAAAAGGCCGUUUGUAGCGUUUUGAUGUUGCUGGCACACUCGUCCGUUAAGCUUUAAUAUCUGUACCUUACUUUUAUUUCUUUGUAAUCAGUUGAAUUUAAAUAAUUUGUUUAAAAAAGUUAAAAAGAAAAAGGAAAGCGCCUCACUCGUCUCUUUUCCUUCUCAUCUUGUCACCGUCUGUCAUUUUGUGCAGGGCCAAGGUUCCUGUUCAGCUGUGAGCGUCAUCCAUCUGUUCAUGUUGCAUCAGCUGAUUUAUCUCCAGUUUGCGAACGCUCCCUCUGGAGAUUUAUGAGCAAACACACAUGAAAAACUAAAUGUGCUUGUUUUUAAUGGUGAGGCGUUUUGUUGAAAUAAUUUCAAACAGUGAAAUUAUUAAUAAACGCCAAAUUUCACCACGUUAUAAAAAGUGAAAACCUGGAUCUGCUCUGAUCGUCUCUGACUUGACACCACAUCCUUCCGCUAAGUUUCGUGGUUUUCAGUUUAUUUGUGAUCGUGUUGACAAACAAACAAACAAACAGUAAAACCCCCUCGGCAGAAUAAAACCAGGACAAUGCGACACGUGAAAGCUUGAGUUGGGCUUUUAUUGCUCGUUUUUUUACAUCACACACAAGAACAGUCAACACGUCUCAUUUGGCCUCAGUUUCUGUAAAUAUGACACAAGUUUGUUUGUCGUGAACAAAACAUACAAAGUGAUAUUUUCUUACAUACGAUGAAUUAGUUUGGGUAAAGUCACUUCAAUGGAUUUCAUUUGAAUUUCAAGUUUGUUUUUUUUCUUUCUUCUCCUAUAAUGGAUUAUUUAUUUGGGCUCGACGCAUCAUAAUAUUGCUCAUCAGACUUAAAUAUUUGUGUUCAAUAUUUUUAACACAAUUUUACUUUAAUACACCUUCUGAAUCAGCACAGUACAUAAGACAGCUUUGGUUUUAAAUAAUUACCACUGACCUGAGAACAGGGGGAAACAUUUGAAUUUUUUUUUACUUUGGUCCCCAAAGAAACAGCACUUCAAUAAUUUCUACAGCAGAACUGAAGCUGUAUUAAAGCACAUUAGAAAUAAAAGUGGGAAUGUACUGAAAUAAACUGGGACGUUGUCAAUAUUUUUACAUUUAACUUCUCAUUGGAUUAAAAAAAGCUGUAUAUAAGGCCGACUUAGUCAUAUGAGCAACAAAUUACAACAAAGCAGAGUUGUAUCUGUGAAAACAGUGAAUAAUUAAAUACAACAGGACAGAAGUUCAUGUCUGAGUAGCCAUCGGAUUUAGAGCUGAACUUAGUUUUCUCCCCCUAAUCUGUUUCCAUGAGAGUCGAACUUUUCACACAGAAAUAAAUGAGUUAAUAAGGAAAGUGAUGUAGUGGCAGGUGAGAGUCUUUAACUCCACGGUACUGCAGUUUUAUACGACUUAAGUACAAGUACAAACAAAUAUGAAGUGACAUUUCUGAAGAAAAGUCAAAAGGCCUUUUUCACUGAGGCUAUAUUUACUUGUCACAGUGAGUUAAACCUUAAAUUAAUGAUACUUGAAUUUAAUUUCACACUUAUUACUAUAUAUUUAGGUCAAGUUAAUCAGGAUAUGCAGUUUAUUUGUCUUAACCUGGUUCACAUCAGAAUAUUGGUGUCCAUGUAAACGUGUCUAGCGUGCUGGGAUUGUGCAGGACAUCAAACUCAUCUUCAACAUUAACACCUGAACCUCCACGACCUCACACUGACUGAAAAAGGUGAGAAACUGCAGGAGAGCGACUGAGAUUUUUGAGGUCAGCCCAAGACAAACAGUUUCACUUGAUCUCACACACGUUACGCGCAAAAGCAAAACAAACAGGUGACGUCUGCAUCACCGCUGCUGAGAGAUUUGCUUCAUGUUUCCGUCUGAACUCAAGUUAUUACACCGGCACGCUCAGCGAAGUGUGCAACACUGUCGAUGACGACAAGGACCUCGCAGACAAACACAUACAAUUUAGAAAAAUAGCUCUUUAAGGUCAUGACAGUAGAAAAAUAGGUUUUUUCCCCCUCAUGCACUAAAUAUGUCAUUGUAAUUAAUAUGCAGUGUUAACACAGCACCUGGUUUGUUUAGUUCAAAUGUCGAGUGUCUCGUCCCCGAAGCAAACAGCAGCACACGGUGCCACAGCAGCAGGACAGGGGGAGCACCUGAUCACAGAAACUGAAGCAACAGGGACGACUGCAGACUUGUUCCUGAGAGCGACACCUGUCAUUGUGGUUGAGGUGUCGCUAAACAUCUGGAGCCUGAGGCACAAAUUCCAAAAGAUGAACCACGUUAAUUAAAACACUCUCAACUGUCUUGGCUCUAAGAGUGUUAAAUACUGCGGUGUAUGAACUUAAGAAGCCUCAGUUUUCCUCACAACCACAUCGUUAAACACAUCUAACGCCGGUUAUUUUCAGCGUCAUAUAGCAAAAGGGGAAUAAAAAAGCCCCCCCCCUCAUAUAAAUAAAGUCUAAAUACCAAAGGUGACAAAGUUUGCCACAAAUACUCAACAUUUUCAACUCGAAAUAUUUUUUGUUUAAAUAUUCUCAUAUAAAACAAUGAUCUUGUUUAAUUAAAAAGUUUAUAGGAUACAAUUUGUAUCAACGAACAGAGGUGUCAUCUGGCUACAGAGAUAUGAUGCAGACCAGGGCAGAGUUUUGUCUUUACAAACAGUUCCUCGCACAUUACAACAAUCCCAUUGGCGGAAAUAAUCAUACAACUAUUCCAGACAAUAGAUGCAGCCCAAAGUGCUUUACAUUGGGAGAAGGAAACUUUAUAAUACUUUCGAAGAGAAGGCAGAUAAAUAAGAGGAAGUUGUUAAACAGAUGAGGAAUUGUUCCCCAACAGUCUUUAAUGUAAUGUGAAAGAUAUCGCUGUGUAAGCGUUUCUAUAUAUAGCCUAUUUCAAAGUUCGUAUUAAACCCAUAGACUGUAAAGAUGAUCGACAAACAAUGGCGUUAAAAUAUCUCACAUCCAGGUGGCGCCGUUUUGCACUUUUCAAGGGGGAGGGGUUUAUGACUGCAGCCAGCCACCAGGGUGCGAUCAAGGUGAUUUGGCUUCACUUAAGGAGAGCUGUUAUGUCGGCCAUCUUUAUUUACAGUCUAGGGUUAAACCAGGGAGUUUUAAUUGAACCACUGAGAUUAGUAGUUCCUCCAGGUGAAGUUUAGUGUUCCCACUAAUUCACUUUUUAAUUUUUUAGUUUUUUAGUUUUUCCCAGAUUCCUGGCUUCUCUAACAGAACGGUACAUGAGAGUGAGACCCUGCAGGAGGCAGCUACACUCUCCACUCGUGUGUCCGACAUUCACACACGUUAAAAAGUUAAAUUAACACAUAUUUCAGAAUAGAAUUAAUGAAAUGUUACCGACAAUCUUCCACCUAAAACAUUUCUGGGGACCAUGCUUUUGACAGUCACUCUGAUGUGACUUUAAUUUAAAGGAUGGGAGACGAACAGAGGGCUGGUUAUGGGGGUAAAAAAAUCCACCCUGAAAGCUGACGUGAAGUCAGCUGAAAGAGCUGAACGGUAACGGAGGAAAUAAUUCCAAACAGCUCAAGUUUUUCGACCGGACUUUUCGCCCUCUUCUUCUUGUGGUUGCUGCAAAGUUUCACUUCCCUGUCGGGGGAAAUCCACAAAAUAUCAACAGCGCAGCUGAUCUGCCACCUGUCAGCGUGAAAAAAACAAGAAGAAAACAACACAGUAGGAAUGUAUUUUACGAUGAGGCAGAGACGAUCAAUGUUGUCGUCUCCAUCUCUCACAGA
This is a messenger RNA of Paralichthys olivaceus (Japanese flounder), 5535 nucleotides long. Lineage: Eukaryota; Metazoa; Chordata; Actinopteri; Pleuronectiformes; Paralichthyidae. The record is from RefSeq and is a predicted model, not a curated record.